This is a messenger RNA of Rubroshorea leprosula, 961 nucleotides long. The record is from the annotation of a GenBank genome assembly. Lineage: Eukaryota; Viridiplantae; Streptophyta; Magnoliopsida; Malvales; Dipterocarpaceae.
GGCCCACAUUCAUUCCUCACUUGGUACCAAAACGAUCGUGUAAUCUCUGCUUCCCUCUCCCUUGCUCGCUUGCUGCUGGUAACUGGUUAGUUGGUUCUUCUGCCUUUUAAUUAAAUCUUGCAGUCAGCUUCUCUGCCUUAUGACAUGUCCGGACCAAAUGAUGAUAAUCAUACUGAGCUUUCAUCUUAUUUCUUUGAGGACCUCCUGGAUUCUGUAAUUGUUGAUAUUGCAUCAGAGUGCCAUCGGAUAGCAAGGUUGGGCCUUGAUCAUAAUUUGGAUGAAGAAGAGGAGGAAUUGAGGUUGUCAGAAGAAGCCUGUGCUAGAGUAGCUGAUCCUAGUUACAAUGGUGAAAUGAACAGCAAGUAUGUGGUUGACAUUUUUGGACAAGCACAUCCCCCAGUAGCAACUGAAAUAUUUGAGUGCAUGAAUUGUGGGCGAUCAGUUAUGGCCGGAAAAUUUGCUCCUCAUUUAGAGAAAUGCAUGGGAAAGGGUAGAAAGGCUCGACUCAAGAUGACAAGAAGCAGCACAGCUGCACAAAGCCGGCAUUCAAGAGGCAGCCCAGUUUCUGCAUAUUCCCCAUAUUCAAAUUCCACCAGCGCACAUCGGUUGGCCAAUGGCUCACCUGCUGCAGGCGAACCCUACUCAAAUGGUACAUCAGAGGAACCGUGAUUGAAGGUGGCUAUUGGCUAACCAUGCGUUAUUAGAGAGCAAUGUCUAUCAUCAAGUUAUGAGGAGCAGCUUCUGCAAUGAACCUAACUAAUCACGUUUCAAAGUUUUCUCCCAUGUCUUAUUUAGGAAUUUAUUCACAAUAACUAGCAUUUGAGGUGAUUAGCUCUAUUUACCAGAUAUGGCUGUUGCCUUUUAUGCUUGUUUUGACACAAGAUUUGGAUUUUUACAUUUACAUAAUCUUUCUAAUGCAGUUAAAUUGUAUAUGACACAUGGACUGCUUUCUUGCAUAUGU